AAACAACAGCAAAGAACCCAGCUUUUUUUCUCACUCUGCAAUAAACAAAUUGGAGUUACCAAGAAUCAGUUAUUCUUUGCCUUCUCAUUCUUCUCUUCCUCUUCCAAACCCCAUCAUCAUCUCUCUCUCUCUCUCUGAACUCUUGCAAUGGCAACUCUUGAAGACAUUGGGGUCUCAGCAGCCAUCAACAUUCUCUCAGCCUUUGCUUUCUUGCUGGCUUUUGCUCUGCUGAGAAUCCAACCCAUCAAUGACAGGGUCUACUUUCCCAAGUGGUAUAUCAAUGGAGGGAGAAGUAGUCCAAGGAGGUCUGGAAAUUUUGUGGCCAAGUUUGUCAACCUCAAUUUCAGGACUUACCUCACUUUUCUCAACUGGAUGCCUCAGGCUCUCAGAAUGUCUGAGUCUGAGAUUAUCAGCCAUGCUGGCCUUGACUCUGCUGCUUUCCUUAGAAUCUAUACUCUUGGCUUAAAGAUUUUUGCUCCAAUAGCAGUUGUUGCACUCCUAGUUCUUAUACCAGUCAACGUAUCAAGUGGGACAUUAUUUUUCCUAAAAAAAGAAUUGGUAGUAAGUGAUAUUGAUAAACUCUCAAUAUCAAAUGUUCCACCUAAAUCUAUAAGAUUUUUUGUUCACAUAGCAUUGGAAUACAUGUUCACAAUAUGGAUUUGUUUUCUGCUUUACAAAGAGUAUGAUAAUAUAGCAUCAAUGAGAUUGCAUUUCUUGGCCACACAACGCAGGCGUGUGGAGCAAUUCACUGUAGUUGUCAGGAAUAUCCCUCAUAUUUCUGGUCACACAGUAUCAGAUAGUGUGGAUAGCUUCUUUCAAACAAACCACCCAGAACAUUAUAUUGGACACCAGGCCAUCUACAAUGCUAACAGAUUUGCUAAAUUUGCAAAAAGGAGAGACAGACUCCAAAAUUGGCUGGACUAUUACCAGCUCAAGUUUGAGAGACAUCCUGAAAAGAGGCCAACCAUCAAGACUGGAUUUUUAGGGCUUUGGGGUGGGAAAGUUGAUGCAAUUGAGUACUACAAGCAUUCAAUUAAGGAACUUGAUAAGAUGAUGACAUUGGAACGCCAGAAGAUUAUAAAGGAUCCCAAAGCUAUUUUGCCAGUUGCUUUUCUUUCAUUCAAUUCCCGUUGGGGAGCAUCAGUUUGUGCACAAACCCAACAAAGCAAGAAUCCAACCCUCUGGUUGACUGAUUGGGCUCCGGAGCCACGCGAUGUAUAUUGGCGGAACUUGGCCAUACCAUUUGUUUCUUUAAGCAUCCGAAAGCUUAUAAUUUCGUUGUCUGUGUUUGCCUUGGUAUUCUUCUACAUGAUUCCCAUUGCUUUUGUGCAAUCCCUUGCAAAUUUGGAGGGUCUUGAAAGAGUAGCUCCUUUCCUCAGACCAGUAAUAGAAUUGAAAUUCAUCAAAUCCUUUCUACAAGGUUUUCUUCCUGGUUUGGCUCUUAAAAUAUUUUUGUACAUUCUACCCGCAGUUCUGAUGAUCAUGUCAAAAAUUGAGGGGUAUAUUGCAUUGUCAACACUUGAGCGUAAGACAGCUGCAAAAUAUUAUUACUUCAUGUUGGUGAAUGUUUUCUUGGGAAGCAUUGUGACUGGGACUGCAUUUGAGCAAUUGCAUUCUUUCCUUCAUCAGUCACCUACACAGAUUCCUAGAACAAUUGGAGUUUCCAUUCCAAUGAAGGCUACUUUCUUUAUGACAUAUAUAAUGGUUGAUGGAUGGGCUGGAAUUGCUGGUGAGAUUCUCAGAUUAAAGCCAUUGGUUAUAUACCAUCUCAAGAACAUGUUCUUAGUUAAAACAGAAAGAGAUAGAGGAAAGGCAAUGGACCCUGGGAGUGUGGACUUUCCAGAGACUAUUCCAAGUCUUCAGCUAUACUUCCUUCUUGGAAUUGUGUAUGCUGUGGUGACUCCAAUCCUUCUUCCGUUCAUACUAAUCUUCUUUGCCUUCGCAUAUUUGGUUUACCGUCAUCAGAUAAUCAACGUCUACAACCAACAAUAUGAAAGUGCUGCUGCAUUUUGGCCACAAGUUCACAGCCGCAUUAUAGCAAGCUUGUUAAUAUCACAGCUUCUUCUGUUGGGUCUGCUUAGCACCAAAAAGGCAGCUAAAUCAACACCUUUGCUUGUCAUGUUACCAAUAUUAACAUUUGCAUUUCACAAGUACUGCCAGAGACGUUUUGAGCCAGCAUUUAGGAAGUACCCUCUUGAGGAAGCAAUGUCAAAGGAUUUAUUGGAGAAAAGCACAGAACCUGACCUGAACAUAAAGGCUUAUUUGGCUGAUGCUUACUUGCAUCCAAUCUUCAGGUCAUUUGAGGUAGAAGAAGAGGAAUUGGUUGAAGUCAGAGUAGAUAAACACCAAACUAAUGUAGCUAGUGCACCACCAAGUGAGCCUAGUUCACCCUCUCCACCCCAUCAUCUCGAUCAACCAUCCCCACCCCAUCAUGAUCAUCAACCCUCCCAACCUCAAUAUGGUGACUAUCCAAUUCCAAAUCCAACUUUACCACCAGGUUAUUACUACCAAUACCAUCCUCCCUCCCCUUCAUAUGUUUAUCACAAUUAUCAGUACCAAGGUUAGCCUUGAACUAGUGCAUACCCAUUAACAAGGUUGCUUGAGACCCCUUACUGAAAAUUUAGUCUUUCUAUCAACUUAGAUAUGUGUUCUGGUUUUUUAGUUUUGAUCAAUCCAUCGCAAACGUAAAUGAUCAUUUUUCUUUCCUUAAAAUGUAAAUGCUUUGGUUUCUUCUAAAUUUGCGGUGGCUAAAAUAGGCAGGAUUUACUUGAUCAAGCAGCUAGAGAUUUCUUUUCCUGGUUUAUUAAAUGUUUGCCAAAUUAAUUUGUUCUGAGUAAUUGGGUAUUUUUUUGAAUAUUGCUAUAAUACAGAUUCAAUUUAUGCAA
Messenger RNA from Cajanus cajan (pigeon pea), 2885 nucleotides. Its product is annotated as early-responsive to dehydration stress protein (ERD4). Lineage: Eukaryota; Viridiplantae; Streptophyta; Magnoliopsida; Fabales; Fabaceae. The record is from RefSeq and is a predicted model, not a curated record. Gene Ontology annotation, cellular component: plasma membrane. Gene Ontology annotation, molecular function: calcium-activated cation channel activity.